AUGGAGAGAAUGAGAGAAAAGGGCAGACAGAAUACGCAGGAAAGAGCGAACUGGAGGGGUUAUCUUCGCGGACCUUUAGCGGCGACAAAUAUUAGAGGCGGCGCAUUGGUAUUAGCGGCGACGAAUGGCUCCGGUCGUUUGCGUUUCGUUGCCGUCAUCGGCUUGCCAUCGCCAUUGUCAUCAUUGUUUCAAUUCGAUGCCUUCUUCAAACUAUUGAUGCCUUUUCAAACUCCUCUGUUCCAUUUGUUAUCAAGGCGACCAAGGUUAUUACUCCAUGGCUCAAUUGCCCUCAUCUCUCUCUUUGCACCUUUGCUCGAUUUCUUCCCUAAAAAGGUUCGGAAAGCUGGUGAUCCAGGUAAUCACAGUUUUGCAAUCUUCCCUACGGGUCCGUCAACAGUAAUUUUUAGAAUUAAACUAGGUUUAGCAGUUGGAAAUCAACUUGGUUUGAUCUGUGUAUUUGAAUUCCAGUUCAAAAGAUACAAUCCUACACAUUGUCACAACAAUAAAACAAGAAAGUACGUUUUGUGUUAGGUAUAUGUUUCUUUAUUUUAGUAAUGUUUAAAUUGUUUUCGGUUUACAAACAAGCUGAAACGGUGAGCUCAAGUGUUGUGUGUGUUUCCACUUUCUUGAUUCCCCUGUUGAAGCAAUUCAAUAUAUGGACCAUGGAGCUACUAGCUAUUUUGGAACAAUUGAAUUUGUAAACAUGUAGUGUUUGUUUUUUUAAUUAAUUAAUAUUUACUUUUGUAAGAUAUUUUGAACAAUGGAAUGAAAUGUGUCAAAGUUGGUAUUA
This is a messenger RNA of Lactuca sativa (garden lettuce), 790 nucleotides long. RefSeq lists its product as uncharacterized. The record is from RefSeq and is a predicted model, not a curated record. NCBI's taxonomy places the organism in Eukaryota, Viridiplantae, Streptophyta, Magnoliopsida, Asterales, Asteraceae.